UUUUUUCAUGACAUUUCUGCAACUUCCCUUUCUUUAACACAUGUUAGCUUGAGACUGUGCACUCUUUUAACCAACCAUGCAGUGACUAGUUUGGCGUCUAACAAGGAUCUGAAAGUUUUGGAUUUGAGAGAUUGCAGAAACCUCGGGGAUGAAUCCCUCCGAGCCAUAAGCACUCUUCCAAAGGUAAAGACAUUGUUGCUGGAUGGCUCUGAUAUUAGUGAUGUGGGAUUAUCAUAUUUGAGACAAGUGGUCAUAAGUUCACUAAUUUCACUGUCUCUUAGAGGAUGCAAGAAACUUACAGAUAAAUGUAUCUCUGCUCUAUUUGAUGACUCUUCCAAGUUGGAGUUGCAAGAAUUAGACUUGUCCAAUCUUCCUAAUCUCUCCGACAAUGCAGUUCUAUUACUGGCAAAGAGUAGGAUUCCGUUACUUGAACUGCGCAUGCGGCAAUGCCCACUCAUAGGCGACACCUCGGUAAUGGCAUUAGCCUCUAUGCAAGUUGACGAGGAGAGGUGGCAUGGUAACGGCUUGAGGUUGUUGGAUCUGUUUAAUUGCGGUGGGAUUACCCCUCUUUCAUUCCGGUGGUUGAAGAAACCAUAUUUUCCAAGACUCAGAUGGUUGGGAGUUACGGGCAGUGUAAAUAGAGAUGUGGUAGAUGCUUUAGCUCGAAGUAGACCGUUCUUGCAUGUGUCGUGCCGUGGUGAGGAGCUGGGAGUUGAGCAAGGGGAUACUGCUGAUGAUGUUUACAUGCAUGACUAUGAUGAGAGAUGGACGAGCUUGAACGCUGGCUUGCAGAAGAUGAUUAUCUUGAUGAAGAUAUGGUGGCGGAUGAAGAUAUGGUGAAUGCAGAAGCAGUGGAGUGAUCAAACACUUAAUUUUUUUAUUAUGUUGUUGUUAAUAAUGGUUGUUCUGUUGAAACUAUAGUUUUUUAUGACAAACAUUUUAGUACUCUAAACUAUACUAAGGGGAGUGGUGAGGGUUUGAACCCGAAACGAAGCGGGAUGAAGAGAAAUUCAUCGGGACAAUCCAUCCCUUGCAAAGUGUAUCAUGUUUUAUUGAUUACCGUUGUAUGAUUUACUCCAAAUCUGUUAUCUGGACCUUUUAAUCUCUAAUUAUUUUGGAUAAUUGGAAAUAGUUUUUCACUUAAUUAU
Malus domestica (apple) is the source of this 1148-nucleotide messenger RNA. Lineage: Eukaryota; Viridiplantae; Streptophyta; Magnoliopsida; Rosales; Rosaceae. The record is from RefSeq and is a predicted model, not a curated record.